Ostrinia furnacalis (Asian corn borer) is the source of this 1492-nucleotide messenger RNA. Its product is annotated as solute carrier family 22 member 3-like. Lineage: Eukaryota; Metazoa; Arthropoda; Insecta; Lepidoptera; Crambidae. The coding region runs from base 9 to 1295 and encodes 428 amino acids. Gene Ontology annotation, molecular function: transmembrane transporter activity. The record is from RefSeq and is a predicted model, not a curated record. Gene Ontology annotation, cellular component: membrane. The transcript has 4 exons. Gene Ontology annotation, biological process: transmembrane transport.
AAGGAAACAUGAAGAUAAAAGCUGGAAUAAGCCGAUACAUUGUGACGCAAUCAAAAAAAGAAACAUUUGAAGAUGACUACGUCACAAAAACGAUGGGGGCAUUCGGCAACUACCAAAGCCUGGUGUGCUCAAUAAGCGUGAUUGCUCGAAUGAUAUCUUCCUGCAACAUAAUGAGCAUAGUUUUUCUGACAUCUAAAACAGAAUUUGUCUGUACGAGGUUCAAAGAUGGUAUCCGCAGGCUAGUGCAAAACUCUACGUGCUACGAUGACUGCGUUCAAUACAAAUACAACAGUUUAGUGUUUGAUGAAACAUUGAUUUCUACGUUUGGGUUAAUCUGUGACAGAGCAUGGCUCACCAGCUUUACACAGACCAUUACUAUGUUUGGAUUAGCGUUUGGAGUUGCUAUACUUGGAUGGUGCUCUGACAGAUUCGGUCGUCGAAUAGCGUUCGUGCUCUCCGCUUCGAUUUGCGUACUCUUUAUGAUCGCCGCUCCGUUCGUUUCUAACUACUCACUCUACAACGCCUUCCGAUUCUUCGCUGGUUUCGGUUCAGGAGGAAUUAUGGCUAUCAACGUGGUCUACAACAUUGAAAUAGUCGGCUCUAAAUAUAGGGAGACCGCAGGCGCUACUGGGUUGAUAGCAGACGGACUUGCUAUAAUGUUCUUAGCUGUAGUAGCCCACUACACAUCGAAGUGGCAGACAUAUCUCUUGAUACUCGGACUAGUUUCAGGCAUGAUACUAAUUCUUAUGCUCUUCAUACCAGAAACUCCAAGAUGGUUGAUAGCACAAAGGAAGAAAGAGCAAGCGAUACAAUUGAUGACCAAAAUUGCGACAUUCAAUAGACUGGAAACCUCCCACAUUAGCGAGACUGUGAGCAAGGUUAUAGAAGAAUUAGAAACUGUGGAAGUUAAAAAACAGACAUAUCUGGAUCUGUUUAAUAACAGAAAAAUCACUAAAGUGACUAUAGUUUAUGCAGUCAUUUGGACUUUGGGAGGAAUAUGCUAUUAUGGUAUCACUCAUUAUUCCACGUUGCUUGGACUAAACAUAUUUGUUAUGGUUCCUCUGAUGGGAUUUCUUCAGAUAAUAGGAAACAUUAUCGCAAUUCCUGUAAACAAGUACUUAGGGAGGAAAAUAUCUGUCAUCUGCAACCUCCUCCUAGUUGCUGCUAUGAUGACCAUCCUUAUUUUCAUACCUGAUGGUCACUGGGGCUGUGCUGUGACAUCGCUACCAUCUUCUCCAUCUGCGCUUUUUGCGUGUUCUACCUUCAUGUCAACGAGUUGUAUCCCACUCCUUUAAGGAAUAUGGGCGUUGGUGUCUGCUGUUUUGGCUCCAAAGUUGGGGCGAUGGUGGCUCCUUUUAUCGCGAAUAUGCAACCCCAUUGGAUGUCUUCGACUAUUUUUGCUGUGUUACCCUUCCUUGGAGCUGUUUUGGCAUUUCUUUUACCUGAGACGAAGGGGAAAAAGAUGGAAGACACUAUAUGAUGGUUCACAUGU